Messenger RNA from Pichia membranifaciens NRRL Y-2026, 1179 nucleotides. RefSeq lists its product as hypothetical. The record is from RefSeq and is a predicted model, not a curated record. The transcript has a single exon. The coding region runs from base 1 to 1179 and encodes 392 amino acids. NCBI's taxonomy places the organism in Eukaryota, Fungi, Ascomycota, Pichiomycetes, Pichiales, Pichiaceae.
AUGGCUGCCAUGGAAGAACUAUACAACCAGCCCAUUGUGCUAGACAACGGCUCCGGGACUAUCCGCUGCGGCUUUUCCUCGGACGAACUCCCAAGGGUGAGCUACUCGAACAUCCUGGGCAGACCAAAGUACCACAAAAUCGACUACCUGCCGAGUGACAUCAAUCCCGACGACACAUUCGUUGGGAAUCAGGCACAGCUGCGGCGGGGGCUGCUGAAGCUGACGUACCCGAUCGAGCACGGAACCAUCAACGACUGGAACACGCUCGAGCUCAUCUGGCAGCAGUUGCUUCUCCACGACUUGAUGGAGAGCAACACGCUUGCGAGCCAGGGGAACGAGGUCUCCCUGAAGGAGCACACGAUGUUGAUCACCGAACACCCCUUUUCUCAGCGUCGACAAAGAGAGAAAAUGUGUGAGAUACUCUUUGAGAGCUUUGGGCUAGGCGCCGUCAACGUGGCGAUCCCAGCGGUGCUCUCGCUCUACUCAACAGGCCGGACGACAGGUGUGGCAGUCGAUGUCGGGGACGGUGUCUGCUGUGUGGCCCCAGUGUUUGACGGCUUUGCACUUCCGGGAAGCAUGAGCCGGAUCAACAUCGCCGGACGUGACAUCACUCGGCAGCUGCAAAUCGAAAUAAUGAAAGACGGCUACUGUCUGAAUUCCUCUUCGGAGUUUGAAAUUGUACGAAAUAUGAAGGAGCGAAUAGGCUUUGUCAACGCCUCUGCCACACCUGUGAAGCUAAACUCCUACAAUGCUGACGACCAAGUGGAAAAGUUCCAGCUUCCCGACGGUAAGUUCCUGCGGGUCCAGAAAGACUCGCUCUCUCGGCCAUCUGAGCUGUUGUUUCAACCACAGUCCUUUGGACCGGAGGAACAGAGCAUCCAGGAUGCCUUAUAUAAGUCCAUCAUGGGCGCAGACGUGGAUAUAAGGGGGAAAUUUUUUGAAACCAUCGUUCUCAGCGGUGGUUGCACGAUGCUAAGAAAUUUUGGAUCGAGACUAUUACAUGAGCUUCGAGGGAUAGACCAGGAAGUUAAGUUGAAGAUAUAUGCAUCUCCAGAGAGAAAGAACAACACUUUCGUUGGAGGCUCGAUUCUAUCCAGUUUGAGCACAUUCAAUAACAUUGUUGUUUCAAAGAGACAAUUCAUGGAGGACCCAGCUUUGGUGCACGACCUGUAUUUUUGA